AAAUUUCUAUAUUCAUUUUCCAUUAGUUCUACUCGGAGUCUGUCGACACUGGAAUCCAAACUAGAUUCUCUGCAGUGUCACUUCACCUGGGGUCUGGACACCAGCAGGUCCAAACUUCUUCAUGUCAGGGACAAUCUGGAGGACAUUGGCACCCAGGAGGGAUACAUUUGGCUGGGUCAUAUUUACAACCUGCAGGGAUUCAUCUACUGCCAGCUGGGCCUCACUGAAGAUGCCUGUCGUUUCUUCAGCAGGGCCACAGAGGCCUUUCGUCAGAUAAGAAACACCGUCUCAGAUGAAGGUCAGUGGCUAGUGGUGAGCUACGGCAAUCUAGCUUGGCUGCACCAUCAACUGGGAGAACGAGCACAGAGUCAGGGUUACAUAUCAAAGGUUGAUGCCCUGAUAAUUGAAUAUGCAUCGCCAUUUCCUAAUGAGCUCCAUCCAGAGAUCUAUGCUGAAAAAGCCUGGACCCUGAUGAAGUUUGGCAAAGACAGCAAUCUGCUGGCUGCAGAUUACUUUCAGAGAGCCAUCAGGAUGCAGCCAGGCAUGGUGGAGUGGCAGACCAGCCAUGUCAUAGCAUUAGUAAACGCCUAUAGUCACCAUGACAAAAACCUCGGAGCUGACAUCUUUGAGAAGUUGAAACUUACCAAGGAACAGGAUCAGGCGAACUUGUUCCUUGCUGCUCUUUACCUUGAGGCCUGUGCUGAUAAAGGAAUAAACAUUGAAAAUGAAGCACGUGAGCUAGCUAGAAUGGUUUUAAGAAAGCCAAUUGGCAGCUACAGUGGUCUCCAACCAUUACUAAGGCUGUACAGAAGAUAUGUAUCCACGGAUGAAGCUGUUGAUUUGGCAGAGGAGGCUGUAGAAAGACACCCAGACAAACGUUAUCUGAAGAAAUGUGCUGCAACAUGCUACAAAUGGAGGAUCUUGUCUCAGAAGGACAACCCUCUGGAGCACAGCAUGAUCAACAGAGCUAUCAGUCUCUGCAAGGAAGUGAUUUCUCUUUAUCCCCAUUCUUCAUUUAAAAUGCAAGUAACUCUUGCAGGCAUAUAUGCAAAGUCAAAUACCACCCAAGCUGCAGCUGACCAGAUAUAUGUGGAACUACUACAAAGUGAUCUGGACCCCAAAGAAACACAAAUACUUUACAAUUACUAUGCAAAAUAUUUACAUUUCAAUCGAAAAGAGAUCUACAAGUCAAUAGAAUUUCACAUGAAGGCAGCCGCUAUACCUCAACAAUCUUCCUAUCGUGACAACAGCAUUAGAAAUCUGGAAAAGAUUAGAGAAAGAAACAAAAAUAAAAUGUGUGGAGAAAUACAUGACUUUUUGGAUAAGCUGCAUCACUGAGAGCCUUCACUAAAGUGUACAAUGUUACUGUUCACCUGAGCGCUACAAUCCAGAAUCAGUGAACUGUCUCAAAGGGUUUACAAAAACGGAAAAAAGUUUGAACAAAAUAUGGCACCAUUUAUUAAUCAUAUGAAAGGCCAUCAUGUUUUCUCAUGCUAAAAAUUACAGGCCAGAUUCCCAAGCUUAUGUGGAAACUGUCACUGUUUCAACUGAAUUCUUGAGUUUGUCCUUUUGUUUUGCUCUUUUACUUAUUUUCUAUAUAUGUGAAUGUCCAACUUAGAAAAAGUGAAAUAAAACAUUAAAAAAUGAGCCUUUUAAUAUUUGCUGCAUCCAAAUAGCUUAAAGACCCUGAGAACAGAUUCUCUCAAUCAGUUGAAUAUAGUCUGUUUUUGAAAUCAUGGUUUUGCAAUAAUAUUAAUAUGAACUAAUUUUGAUGGCACUGUAAAAGAAGAGUUUACAAAACUUACAGAACAGAAUUGCUUCACACAUAAAUAACUAAACAGAAGUAAAGAGAAAUCAAAUCAGAUAGUAAAGAUGAGAUAUUAAUACAGACUUUUUUUUAAAGAAAUAAAAGAAUAGAAAUAAGCUGUCACACAGAAGAAACAUGAUAAAACUCCUCAGGUUAAGCAAGAAAAACUGUUUUAAAAGCAAUUUAAAGAAGAGAGAGAUUUGGUGAGUCUUGGGACCCAAGUCCAGAGUUCAGGUGCUUUGACAAC
Molecule: messenger RNA, 2054 nt
Organism: Acanthochromis polyacanthus (spiny chromis)
Lineage: Eukaryota; Metazoa; Chordata; Actinopteri; Pomacentridae
Product: interferon-induced protein with tetratricopeptide repeats 2-like
Exons: 1
Biological process (GO): defense response to virus
Cellular component (GO): cytosol
Molecular function (GO): protein binding
Source: RefSeq, a predicted model, not a curated record